Molecule: messenger RNA, 1607 nt
Organism: Scophthalmus maximus (turbot)
Lineage: Eukaryota; Metazoa; Chordata; Actinopteri; Pleuronectiformes; Scophthalmidae
Product: 26S proteasome regulatory subunit 4
Exons: 11
Coding region: 77-1399 (440 amino acids)
Biological process (GO): proteasome-mediated ubiquitin-dependent protein catabolic process
Cellular component (GO): proteasome regulatory particle, base subcomplex
Molecular function (GO): proteasome-activating activity; ATP hydrolysis activity; ATP binding
Source: RefSeq, a predicted model, not a curated record
GUUGAAAAAAAUAUAUUUAUGUUUGUCCUACAGUGUUGCCGUACCCUCUGACGUCACACCAGAGCGACAAGUAACUAUGGGUCAAAGCCAGAGUGGAGGCCACGGUCCGGGCGGAGGCAAGAAGGACGACAAGGACAAGAAAAAGAAGUAUGAGCCUCCAAUCCCCACCAGAGUUGGUAAGAGGAAGAAGAAGAGCAAGGGACCAGAUGCUGCCAGCAAACUGCCACUGGUCACCCCUCACACUCAGUGCCGCCUGAAGCUGCUGAAGCAGGAGCGGAUCAAAGACUACCUACUGAUGGAGGAGGAGUUCAUCAGGAACCAGGAGCAAAUGAAACCCCUGGAAGAGAAACAGGAGGAGGAAAGGUCGAAGGUGGAUGACCUGAGAGGGACACCCAUGUCUGUAGGCACCCUGGAGGAAAUCAUUGAUGACAACCACGCUAUUGUUUCCACCUCAGUGGGAUCUGAGCACUAUGUCAGCAUCCUAUCUUUUGUGGAUAAGGACUUGCUGGAGCCGGGCUGCUCUGUCCUGCUCAACCACAAGGUCCACGCUGUGAUUGGGGUGCUGAUGGAUGACACUGAUCCCUUAGUAACAGUGAUGAAGGUGGAGAAAGCCCCACAGGAAACCUACGCUGACAUUGGAGGACUGGACAAUCAGAUCCAGGAGAUCAAGGAGUCAGUGGAGCUGCCUCUCACGCAUCCAGAGUAUUAUGAGGAGAUGGGCAUCAAGCCUCCCAAAGGUGUAAUCCUGUAUGGAGCACCUGGCACAGGCAAAACGCUGCUUGCCAAGGCCGUAGCCAAUCAGACUUCGGCCACCUUCCUGCGCGUGGUGGGCUCGGAGCUGAUCCAGAAGUACCUGGGAGAUGGGCCCAAGCUGGUACGAGAGCUCUUCAGGGUGGCGGAGGAACAUGCCCCCUCUAUCGUCUUCAUCGAUGAGAUUGAUGCCAUCGGCACUAAGAGGUAUGACUCUAACUCUGGAGGUGAGCGGGAGAUCCAGAGGACCAUGCUGGAGCUGCUCAACCAGCUGGACGGCUUUGACUCGCGCGGGGACGUGAAAGUCAUCAUGGCCACCAAUCGGAUAGAAACCCUGGACCCGGCCCUCAUCAGACCUGGGAGAAUCGACCGUAAGAUCGAGUUCCCCCUGCCUGAUGAAAAGACCAAGAGGAGGAUCUUCCAGAUCCACACCAGCCGCAUGACAGUAGCAGAUGAUGUCACCCUUGAUGACCUCAUCCUGGCUAAGGACGACCUAUCAGGAGCAGACAUCAAGGCCAUCUGCACAGAAGCGGGCCUCAUGGCUCUACGAGAGCGCCGCAUGAAAGUCACCAACGAAGACUUCAAGAAGUCCAAGGAGAACGUCCUGUACAAGAAGCAGGAGGGCACACCGGAAGGGCUUUACCUCUAACCUUCAAAGUUUUACGUUUCUCCCCCCCCCACCCACCUGUGUCUAUGGCUGUGUGAACGAGAGGAGGCAGCAGUUGAGUUGUGCGUCUUCCCUGAGAGAGUUUUGAUAUAUUUUGUGCAUGUCAUGUCCGCUUUAUCCCACUCUCCUGUUACCGUUGUUUGUUAAGACCAUAAAUAAAAUGACAAAUUUAAAAAAAGAAAAGAAUUCA